Molecule: messenger RNA, 515 nt
Organism: Aspergillus neoniger CBS 115656
Lineage: Eukaryota; Fungi; Ascomycota; Eurotiomycetes; Eurotiales; Aspergillaceae
Exons: 1
Coding region: 121-387 (88 amino acids)
Source: RefSeq, a predicted model, not a curated record
AAUAUUAUUCAUCCGUAAAGCCUAGUGGCCAGGUCUAGAGCAAGGUGUGCUUUGCACCCCAUUGCUGCGAUGAUUUAUUUUGCUGCUCCUAUGAAUUUUGACUGACAACUCGCAUGCACAAUGUGUUUGUGUGUGUGUGUGUGUGUGUGUGUGUGUGUGUGUGUGUGUGUGUGUAGCAGCAGCGCCAACAGCAUCAAGAAUUUGGGGCCGAUCCACCCGCGCGAUAUUUUGCCCCAGUCUGUGACCAGCACCAUUUCACGACCCAUUCAACGCUACCUACAUCCAGAACUAAACGUCGGUUUGCUCCUAUUGAUGACGUUUACCUACAAAUAUGAUGCUACAGUUCUCGAGACCUUUUCUUCAAUAAUGAUAUUCUUCAAUGCGUAAGGAGGAACAUUGUAAGGAUCUAAACGACUCAUCCGGAGAGUACUACUAGGUCUCGAUGCGGCGGGCGAGCCGAAUCCAAGGACUCCCGCUUUUCUCCAGUUCCUAGUUUCAGUGGGUCUCCCAAACAG